Ogataea angusta is the source of this 2952-nucleotide messenger RNA. RefSeq lists its product as uncharacterized. Bases 1 to 2952 code for a protein of 983 amino acids. Lineage: Eukaryota; Fungi; Ascomycota; Pichiomycetes; Pichiales; Pichiaceae. Gene Ontology annotation, molecular function: ubiquitin protein ligase activity. Gene Ontology annotation, biological process: protein polyubiquitination; ubiquitin-dependent protein catabolic process. The transcript has a single exon. The record is from RefSeq and is a predicted model, not a curated record.
AUGAACACCAACUUCACUGGAUCGACCAGAAAGCGCCAGGUCAACCUCGGCAACAGGAGCCUGUUUGCAAAGAACAAACAGUCUUUUUUGCAGACCACCCAGCUCGAGCGCCAGCGCCGCGAGAGGGCUCGCACAGAGGCACAGGCCGCAACCACGAUCCAGUCGUUUGCACGCACGUAUCUCGACCUCCAGCGGGCGCGACGCGAGCUGGGCGCCCAUUGGGACGGCACCAGGGUGGCAGAGUUCUGUUUCUUUUGGCCUGAGCUCGCCGGAACCCACGAUCACAGCUAUCUCGACAGGCUCGAGCACAUUGUCCAGACCCAACAGCUGUCUGCCUCCACGGCCUCGAAAACCGUUCGGACGCUGAUCGAGACAAUUCCGCGGUCGGCAAACACUGAAAUUGCUAAAAAGUCCCUGCAAUUGGUUCGGAUGCUCGCCCAGAAGUACCCUGUGUCCGCCGACUGGAACCCGCUGGUGAAAUAUUUGCUUACCGUCUACACCAGGGACCCGCUGUUUCUGGCGACCGUCUUUGAGCUCUCGAGGUAUGCCAGCGAGGGCAUUCUGCGGUUUCUCACCGCUCCACAGCCGGAAUUUGUGGGCUUCGCCUUGUCGCACAACUACGCUCUUUUGCGACAAUCGAUCGAGCUGCAAUUUGAGUGGAUAUGCGCCCACAGACCGCUGUUUGAAAACCUCACAGAUACAGAGAAAUUCGACUACCUGGUGAACGUGGUCACCAUUUUAUCGCAUAGCUCCAUCGCCAUUACCAAGCCGUCACUCGAAGCGUUCUCCAUCAUCAUAGGCGGAAUCUCGGCCAAACUGCAGUUCGAGGACGAACCAAGCGGCCAAGCGAUAUCUGUUUCGCCCGAGGCACGCAAACAGAUCGAAAAACUCUACGCCUCAGACUUCACCAGGUCGGUGAUCAGACAGUGCGAGAUACUGCAUGUCGAAACAGACCUGUUUGUCUCCUUCUUCUUCGCAUUGCUCCAUCUGGUGUCCUCCAAAGGCAGCGUAAACCAGCUGCUGAAAAACGACCUGCUGGUGAACCUUAUAGUGGCAUCGUCCUCCAUGGACUUUAUGAACCAGUUUUUCCUAAACCUCAGCAAUGAACACUUAUUCGCUCAGGUUUUCGUUUUGGCCGAGGAGAGAACACAUCUGUCCAACGAUAGCGAAUUUAGACAAACCUUGUUGGACCCGCAGAAAGAGUUGUGGUGGAAAACACUAUUUCUUUUGGAGGAACUCUACGGCUACUUGCUCUGCGUGUCCAACGAUGCCGAUUUAUUCAACCAGGGAAGACUCGACAAGAACAACUAUCUCUACUUUGUGAAGUUCCUUCGCUCAUUUUCUCUUUUCUAUGUGCUGGGACGACGCAUUGUGCAAUAUGCGGAUCUUUCAGUGUCGGAGGCCAAAAUACUUGCAUUCUACAAAAACAUCGGCCUCACAACCCUGAAACUCCUGAAGCAGAUUUACCUCCGCGACCUUCGAAUGAACCUCACAGACGAAAAUUUCUGGUUGCUCAAAGACCCUGUGUUUUCGAUGCGCAACGUUUCCAAGCUGGUUCCAUUGCUCGAGAUGGAAGAUGACGAAGAUGAGGCUGGAGACGAAGACGGGGAGCUGUCGCUUCCGGCAGGAGUUUUGCAGGCCUCCAAUACGCAGUUGCAGGACAAUCUGCUGAUCCUCAUGUACCUCCCGUUCAUGAUUCCUUUCGACACUCGAGCGGAGCUGUUCCGACAGCUGAUUGAAAAAGAUAAGUCUCAGAUCACAGGAAUAUUCAGCCCAAAGAUACAAGGUGUUGUUUCGCGAGAAAACGUUCUUUUUGAUGCGUUUGAGCAGUUUGGAGAGUUGCGUGGCCAACAGUUCAAGCUGCCUUUAUCGGUUGAGUUUAUCAACCAGUUUGGAGAAAAAGAGGCAGGCAUUGAUGGAGGCGGACUCACAAAAGAGUUGCUCACCAGCAUUGUGGAUAGCGCAUUUUACGUUUCAAGCUCUAAUGCGGACAAGAACGGAGGGAUGAGGUUUUUCAAUGCAACGUCCAACUUCCAGCUUUACCCCAACCCUGACUAUUUUUUAAAGUUGAAGCUACAGCAGCAAAAUCCUUCCUAUGACUUCAGCUCCGAAGAGAAAGCGUUCCAUCUACAGAUGCUCAGGUUUCUCGGAAUGGUGAUUGGCAAGUGCCUCUACGAGAAUGUGCUGACAGAUAUUCAGUUUGCACCGUUUUUCCUCAGUCGAUGGACUAACACACCCUCGUUCCAACAGAAAGUUUCGUUUGACGAUCUCAAGAUUUAUGACAGCGAGCUGCAUGGAAAUCUCUCCAAACUGCUAAAAUUAUCCGAGCAUGAAAUUGACGAGCUGGACUUGAACUUCACUAUCAGUGAAAAGUUGCAAGAUUCCUCAGAGGUGGUCACCAUUGACUUGCUUCCUGGCGGACGAAAAAUGAAGGUGAGCCAGCAAAACAAGCUCCAGUACGUUUACUGCGUGGCCAAGUUUAAGAUGGACCAGUCGAUCGCAAUCCAGUCGAAAUACUUUAUAGAAGGACUGUCCCAGAUCAUCAAGCCCAAGUGGCUCUUGUUCUUCAAUGCUUACGAGCUGGCCAAACUUAUUUCUGGCGGAGAGAAAGAGAUCGAUAUCGACGAUUUGCGGCGCAACACCGCUCUGGGUGGCUACUCAAUGCGGGACCAGACCAUUGUGGACCUCUUUGAGCUCCUUGAAGAAUUUGACAACAACAUGCGGUCCAAAUUCCUCAAGUUUGUCACCUCCAGCUCGCGCGAACCACUGCUGGGCUUCAAAGAGCUCAAUCCGAAAUUCGGAAUCCGCAACUCGGGAACAGACAUUUCAAGACUGCCUACGGCGUCCACGUGCGUGAAUCUGCUCAAGCUGCCCGACUACAGAAACAAACGACUACUGAAGGAAAAACUACUCUAUUCCAUCAACUCGCACGCAGGUUUUGAUCUUUCCUAA